CCCACGCUCCCAAGCCACAAGCCCAUAACAUCAGCACCCACAAGGUCAACAGACACCCCACUAGCUACUGUGCUGCCUGUAAUGGCCGUAGCCAUCCUCAGUAUGUGGGCAGCAUACUGUGCUCCAGAGGCCUCUUCUGUCCAAAAGUCUGCUCCCGAGGCCUCACCGGUCCACGAGUCUGCCCCGGAGGCCUCGCCUGUCUACGAAACCGCUCCAGAAGCUUCGUCUGUCUACGAGACCGCUUCAGAAGCUUUGUCUGUCCACGAGUCUGUUCCAGAAGCUUCGUCUGCCCACGAGUCUACUCCCGAAGCUUCAUCUGUCCACGAGUCUGCUCAAGAAGCCUUGUCUAUCCACGAGUCUGCUCCCAAGGCCUCGUCUAUCCACGAGUCUAUACCAGAAGCCUCUCUUGUCCAAGAGUUUGCGCCAAUACCUCCUGAGGUGUCAGCAUGCGCUGUAGAACCUCCUAAGGAGGUGGCGUCCAUUAAUGAACUCACUGCCUCGUCUGUCCACGAGUCUACGUCAGAGGCCUCUUCUGCCCAAGCAUCUGCGCCCAUGCCCCCAGAGGUGUCAGCGCUAGCUGUAGAUCCUCCUAUGGGAGCGGCGUCCUAUCAUGAACUCUCUGCCCACCAUGUCACAGUCACAAAGGCCUAUUAUGAACUCUCUGCCCGCCAUGUCGCUAUCAAGAAGGCCAAAGAAAUCAUUCAUGUGCACACCGCUUUGCCUGCCCUGCAAUGGCUCCCUGUUACGCCUGCUCUGCCUGCCUCGCCAUGGCUUCCUGCUCUGCCUGCUCUACCUGCCUCGCCAUGGCUCCUUGCUCUGCCUGCCUUGCCACGGCUCCCUACUCUGCCUGCUCUGCCUGCCUCGCUAUGGCCCCCUGUUCUGUCUGCUCUGCCUGCGUCGCCAUGGCUCCCAGCCCUACCUGCUCUGCCUGCCCCACCAUGGUUCCCUACUCUGCCAUUGUUCCACGGCCCUGGCCUUCCAGUACUUCACGGUCUGCUACUGCUCCACGGCCCAGGACCUCCAGUGUUCCACUGUCUGUCAUUGCUCUGCGGCCCAGGCACGUCAGUAUUUCACGGUCUGCUGUCGCUCCACGGCCCAGGUCCUCCAGGUUUCCACUGUCUGCCACAGCACCACGGCCCAGGACCUCCAGGGUUCUACUGUCUGCCACAGCCCCACGGCCCAGGUCCUCCAGUGCUUCACUGUCUGUCCCUGCUCCACGAUCCAGGCCCACCUGCUCUACAUGGACCUGAAAAUGACAUUGUGUGCUCCAGCCAGAGGGAACCUGGAGCCAUGCUACAGGCGGUGAGGGAUAAGCAGAUGUUACUGCCCGAGGAGGGGCUGGAUUGUUUGCUUCUCCAAAGGGCCUGA
Molecule: messenger RNA, 1368 nt
Organism: Labeo rohita (rohu)
Lineage: Eukaryota; Metazoa; Chordata; Actinopteri; Cypriniformes; Cyprinidae
Exons: 3
Coding region: 82-1368 (428 amino acids)
Source: RefSeq, a predicted model, not a curated record